This is a messenger RNA of Achroia grisella, 1123 nucleotides long. It is a transcript of the gene nau, whose product is annotated as transcription factor SUM-1. Gene Ontology annotation, molecular function: protein dimerization activity; RNA polymerase II cis-regulatory region sequence-specific DNA binding; DNA-binding transcription factor activity, RNA polymerase II-specific. The record is from RefSeq and is a predicted model, not a curated record. Lineage: Eukaryota; Metazoa; Arthropoda; Insecta; Lepidoptera; Pyralidae. Gene Ontology annotation, biological process: positive regulation of myoblast differentiation; regulation of transcription by RNA polymerase II; muscle organ development. Bases 114 to 545 code for a protein of 143 amino acids. The transcript is spliced from 3 exons.
ACUAAGCAGUGUCGCGUGUGUCGCGGCGACGAACGCCCGAAAAAAAACAAAAUUUUUAAACACUUAGUUUCAAAAUUUGUGCACUUUAUUGACAGUUUUCGUGCAGUUAUAAAAUGAGCUACAGUGCCUAUGAUUAUAAUUAUAAAGAGUUCGAUUUUCAAAAAGCGAGCCAAAAAUCGGAACAGUGUUGCCAAGUGAAAAAUGAGGCAAAAAACGUUGAAACUCAAAAUGGCGGUGAAAAUGGCGCGAAAGAGGAAGACCACGUGCAACAUGUUUUGGGACCAAGUCGGCGAUGUUUAGCUUGGGCUUGCAAAGCAUGUAAGCGGAAAACGGCAGCUGUCGACCGGCGGAAAGCGGCGACGUUGCGGGAACGCCGACGGCUACGAAAAGUAAAUGCCGCCUUCGAGGAGCUUCGCAUCAGAGCACGUGCGGGCAGUGGGCGAUUGCCCAAGCUGGAGAUACUUCGAGCAGCUAUACAGCACAUAGAGAGGCUGCAAGCUGCGCUGAGGGCUGCCGCUGUUAUGAGACUACCAACUGUGCUGUGAACAGUCUUGCAAGACUAAGAUGUAUCGUGCAAGCGUUGUCCGUGAAGGACAAUCACGCGUGACAGCCGAACUGUCAGCGAAUAUCCAAUAUAUCGUUCGUGUAGAAUACCUCCUUAGGUAUUACCUAAUAAUCUAGACCUACAAGCUGAAUACUUUUAUUCAGUUAAAAUGCUCUACAUGAAGUAGCAAUAAACAUAUAGCCAAUAAAAAAUUAUAUUAGUUAGUAUAAAAAUAUUUCAUAUGGGUCUCAAGCACGAUCUCUCUUCAUAAAACAGGAAUUAGCCUACUCUUUUUUAUUGUGACCAUACGGAUUUUCACUGAUUAAAACAGCCAACCGGUAUUUCGACAAGCCUCCCUAGCAAUUACUUUGCGACACCUGUCCAGAUACUCAAUUAUCUGCAUACUAAACAGGUAGCCCUUGAUGUUGUAAAUAAUAACUCUAUUAUAACGUACUUCAGUAGUUUCCAUGAUUCAGUGAUCAAUGAUAAUUAUAAUGUACCCAACAUUAUAAUUAUUAUUGUGGCACAGCAGUGCCCACUUAAAUUAUUUGCUCAAUAAAAUUAUAGGUACCUAUUAUU